This is a messenger RNA of Marmota monax (woodchuck), 4125 nucleotides long. It is a transcript of the gene Prrg1, whose product is annotated as proline rich and Gla domain 1. Gene Ontology annotation, cellular component: extracellular region. The record is from RefSeq and is a predicted model, not a curated record. Gene Ontology annotation, molecular function: calcium ion binding. NCBI's taxonomy places the organism in Eukaryota, Metazoa, Chordata, Mammalia, Rodentia, Sciuridae. The transcript has 4 exons. Bases 181 to 837 code for a protein of 218 amino acids.
CAACCCGGUCCUGUAGCUUAUCACCUCCCUUCCCGUCCGCUCCUGCCUGCUAGCUCUCGCUGGACUCGGCAGUUGUGGGAGCGCGCAGGCGCGGCGAGCAACUCUUCAGAGCGCUGAGUAGCGGAGAGGGACGCGCGAGAACCUUCAUCAUCCAGGACCUGCCAGAGGCCACGAAAAAAUAUGGGGAGGGUUUUCCUCACGGGAGAAAGAGCCAAUUCAGUAUUAAAACGCUACCGAAGAGCUAAUGGACUUUUUGAAGAAAUAAGACAGGGCAACAUUGAACGUGAGUGCAAAGAAGAAGUCUGCACAUUCGAAGAAGCCAGGGAAGCUUUUGAAAAUAAUGAGAAAACUAAGGAGUUUUGGAGUACCUACACAAAAGCGCAACAAGGAGAGAGUAACAGAGGAAGUGACUGGUUUCAGUUUUAUCUUACCUUUCCACUAAUCUUUGGCCUCUUCAUUAUCCUCCUUGUCAUUUUCCUUAUCUGGAGAUGCUUCCUAAGAAACAAAACUCGUAGACAGACAGUGACUGAAAGCCACAUUCCUUUCCCUCAGCACCUUAACAUCAUCACUCCACCUCCCCCACCAGAUGAAGUGUUCGAGAGCACUGGGUUGUCUCCAGGCUUUCUGGAAUAUGUAGUUGGGCGCUCAGAUUCUGUCUCCACUCGCCUGUCCAAUUGUGAUCCCCCACCAACCUAUGAGGAAGCCACUGGCCAGGUGAACCUGCGGAGGAGUGAAACAGAACCUCAUUUAGAUCCACCCCCUGAAUAUGAGGACAUAGUCAACUCCAGCUCAGCCAGUGCCAUAGCUAUGGUGCCUGUGGUCACCACCAUCAAAUGAAGCUGCAAACUUCUUUUUAUUCUAAUCAUUUUUUAAAAUACUAAUGAAAGAACUUUCUAGCACUUUACCACUACAUAAAUGUGUAUUGACUUAUUUUAUUAGACUCAGUAUACCACUUCAUUCUUACUGGUUUGAUUUUCUUUAGUUUUGUUUCCUAUCACAAAAUCAUUAUCCAUGAUCAUUUUUGCUAGAGGAAAUAUGUGAAAAAGGAAAAACAUACCAGUGAGAGUCUUCAUGUGAUAUAUGUAUAUGUAUGUAUGUAAGUGUGUGUGUGUGUGUGUGUCUGUAUAUACACACACACACACACACACACAUAUACAUAUAUCCAUGUGUGUGCAUCAACCCAGUAUAUUUGCAACUGUCUUAAAAAUCCAUUAACUUCUAUCUAAAUCACCUGUAAAGACAGCAUUACUCACCAUAACUGGGGAAAAAAAGGGCACCAAGAAUUUGUCAUACAUAGCCAUAAACAUGGUGCAGAGUUUUGCAAAAAGGAUGUACUUAGCAUGUUUCCUAAUUCUUACGGGUUUUUGUUAAUCUAUUUCUUCAUCUACCUUAAAAGAGCAAAAAAAAAGUAUGGAGUCAUUCUCCAUUUUAGAAACAUCUCAGAAAAAGAUAAAGAGAGCAUGUACAUGCAGUACUUAAAGGGUUUUAGCAACAAAAUCUUUGCUCCUUAGUGGUAUCUGGCACAUUUUGUACUAGAGAUUUUCUUCUUGGUUGACUACCACCCACCACCCACCCCUGCCUUUAAAUGUUUUGUCUAGCAUCUUUGAAUGUCUCAUGCUAUUUUUAUUAAUAUCUUGGUGGGGAGGAUUUCCUGGCAAUGGAAUAAUUUCUAAGGAGGAUAAAUGUAUUAAUAACAGGCAAUAGAUACCAAUUAGUCCUUGUUCCUGGGGGGAGGCAGUAAUUAUUUUCUUCUUGCAAUUUUGUUGCCUUAUACUGUACUAUUAACUCACUCUCUCCUACCACCACAAAAUCUUCAAGCACCCAUGAGUUCAAUUAAAAUAAAAAUUCUGCAAUUCUUAAUGUUUUUGUACAGUCUGAAGUCUUUGCCUGAAGAUGAUUACAAGACCACUUGCCAUUAAAUUAUAAACUGUGGUUUUUACAUUGCCCUUCAGUUGGUGAAAAAAGACUACAAGACACAUGUUGUGGCAGGUGCACACUAAAUCUAGUUACAGUCCCACACACAUCUCAUUAUUGUUGCCAUUUCAUUUUGUAUUUUCAUUCGAUUUUUUUAAAAUGCAGGGUUUUUAUUUUUCCCUUGAAGCAGAAGGAACAGGCUCAGAAAGAAAAAAAAAAGGAUCAACUGAGAUUGUGCUUAUUAUAAUUUCUCCAACAUGGAGAGCCAUCCAAGUGUGAGAUUCUGGUAUUAUUAUUGUGCUUCAGGGAGAAUUUUCUCCCUCUGUUUCCCAAAAAUUGAUCAGAGCUUUCACAUAAUGAGAAAUAGAACAGGCAUCUCCUUAAAUGCCUAACAUCUUCCCAGUCUGAGUAUGUGAGCUGUUGCCUAACCCUUGCUAUACUCUGGUCUAUACCAAAGCUGUGCCAACUUAAAAAUGAUUGCCGACUCAAUCAAACAAGGUUUAGAAAUGGAAAGGAAAAUAAAACAUGUGAGUUUAGUUAAUAGAUGUCCCAGCUUCCAUAGACCAAAACUGAUGAUAUCUUGAUAGUGGUCUCAGGAACAAUAAUAUUGUUUCAAAUUUUGCCAUGACUACAUGGUGAUCUUUGGUUUCUAAUUUUCAUCAUAAUAUAAAGAGAUUAUUUGACUUUUCACUCUCAUUCUCCUAACAAAGAGUUAAAAAAUGUAAAUCAAUACUGUUUUCCCACACAUCUUUUUUCUGUUUUAGAAAUCACAGCUAUUUUUCAUCAAAAUAUUAUUUAUUUAUGUUGGCACAUAAUGAUUUUUUAAGUGAAUUAUACUUAAUUUUUUCCAGUUUAUUUUUUAAUAUGGUAAAUACUGAUAGAUAUAAAUCUCCUAAGUAAUAGUGCUUUGGCAUCCGGAUCCCCAUAAAUGUUAAGAGUAGAAAGAGGGGAUCUAGAGAUCAAAAGUUUGAGAACUAUAAGAUUAGGCAAACACAAUAGUCUAUAUUUUGUAUCUGUUCUUCAGAUGUUAUUUUACAUUUUAAACUCCUGAUACUGGUUUUAAUGCCACCUCUUAGAUAUACCUGAAUUGAAGUACAAGCAUGAAUAUUGGCCGGGUGCAGUGAUGCAUGCCUAUAAUCUCAGUAGCUCAGGAGGCUGAGACAGGAGGAUUGUGAGUUCUAAGCCAGCCUCAGCAAAGGCAAGGCACUGAGCAACUCAGUGAGACCCUGUCUCUAAAUAAAAUACAAAAUAGGGCUGGGGAUGUGGCUCAGUGGUCAAGUGCCCCUGAGUUCAAUCCCCAGUACAAAAAAAAAAAAAAAAAAAAAAAAACACAGAAUGUUAAUCCUUAAAGCAAAAGCCAAAUUUUUAAACUGAUUGAUAACUACAGCUUUUUAGAAUGUUGGUUAAAGAAAACCUACUCCAUAGUAAUAGCUCCAUCAGCCACAAAAUCUCAUGGCAGCUUUCACAUAAUGAUGAGUGAAUAAACAAGAUACCACUUUCUUCAUGAAACAUUAUCUUAGGUUUGUUUUGUUUGAAUAUGGUUUGGGUUUUAUAUUUUUAAAAUCCCUUUUGCUACCCCAUCUGGUUUUAUAAACUGAGUUUCUUAACAUUUAUUAUAAUUAAGGGGCUUGUCUGGAAUAAUAUAUAUUUUUAUGCUUUUGCCUUUCUUAUCUGAUUGAUAUUGCAUUUGCCUUUGAUCAUUUUUAACAAAGGUUUAUUUUUGCAGAAUGUAUUUAGUACCUUUCUUAAGCAGUAACUAAGGUGAAUCAACUAGUUUGUAUUGAAAUUAAAGAAUGGACUCAAUGGUCUUCCAGCGGAAUGCUUUACAAACCUCCACAUGCAGUGGUUGUGUCUGGAUUCCUGGAACUGGCACUUUUUGCUUCCCUGCUCUAAAAGUCACAAUAAAUCAUAUUUGUUUAAAGGAAAUAAAAUGAUUUAUUCUUUGCCUAUUGACCAAUGCAAAUGGAGAUGUUGUGUUUAUUACAUUGCUAAUGAUGACUUCUUCAAGACUGAUUUGAUCCAAUAACUGUGGAGGUAGCUUUAACUUGGUUCUAUGUAAAUAGCAUGUAUUUUAUUCUAACAUUUCACAUUUUUAAAUGCUUGGUUUACAUUAAAUUAUGGUAUUUAACUAUUUUUAUGUUUAUACUAGGUAGGGGUUUUCUUAUGUUUCUGUGUUUUUAGUAUGCUAAAUAAAGCUAUUUUUAAACCCAA